CUUGGAUCUUAACGGUGUUCCAGAGAUUUCUCCUCGUCCGGCACAAUAGUCCGGCGCACCAAGUCAGCGUUUUACAAUGCCUAGACUUUUCUCCUUCCUAUAGAAUGCGCUAGUGUUUAUUGCAGACGCGCUUGGAAAGACAACUGAAUCAACAUGGUGCUGUUAAAGUCGUGCUGCUGUUGGCAGUCUGUCCGAAGCGGGAGUUUUGCAAGUGGCAUUUAUAGCAUAAUAUUCUAUUCCGUAAUGGUGACGGCUGGAUCAUUUCAUGUUCAUACUAUUGUUAACUUGCCAGAGCCUGUUCCUGUACUUUUAACCUUCAGUGUUAUGAUGCUAGCUUUCGCUGCACUUUCAGUCAUGGCAGGUGUAGUUCUUCUUGUUGGACUUUGCACGAAUAACCGUAUUCUGUUGCUACCUUGGCUUCUCUGCAUCGCUAUGGCGACUGUUCUUGACAUCAUUCUUUCUCUGUACUUAGUCUCAGACACUGAAAUUGAUCCUUUUUUUGCUGUUUUGGUGGCUACAGAUAUAAUAAUAUGUGCUCUGAAUGUGUACUGCAUAUUAUGUGUAACUUCUCAGUAUCAAGAGUACGCCAGUGCUGGUGGUAGACCCAGACAAGUAUUGGAUGUUGAAGCAGGACCACCCAUUAUUCACUUUGAGCCUGCUUCAACUGUCAGAGUGGGAAACCAUAGCCAAUCAUCUUCGCAAAGAGUGUCAGUCAGUUUCAUUCAGAACAGUAGUGCUAGUUCCCCGACCAGUUCAAGCCGUCGUCCUUUGUUAUCUUCUGGUUCCUCUGGUGGCCGAACUGCUGGCUCUUCUGGUUUUAUAACUUCCUCAUCACCAGUCCUGAUGCUGCGUCGAUCGAGCUUUUCCUCAACAAGCGAAAUAUCAUUCUGUUCCUCUGAUCUUCUACCAGGAAGUCGGAGGGGAUCUAUGCUCCCUCCACAAGACAGACAAGGUCUUUCACCAGUUGGAGAGUCAAAGGUGUUCCCUGAUUUUGACGAUGAGGCCUCUGUGACAGAAUCAGUUAUUCAAACCAUGAAAAAAAACUCUGGAAGUCCCCUUUCUCAAUCGACUGCAACACUGAAACCUGGUCCAGUUUUUUCAAGAUUCCGUGUUACUGGCUUCCUUCCUGCAACAGUUUCUUACAAGAUUCCUGCUAACAGUGGCAAGUUUGAGGGCGAUGCAGCAGAUAUUGACUCGUUUGGUGGUGAUCCUGAAAAUCCAUCUCAAGAACCGAAUAGUAAAGAGUGAGAGAUGUCACUGAGUUUAGAAGAGAUUGGGAUAAUUCAAUGUGAAAAUGACGAUGCUUUUAUAAAUUAAUAAUAUAAUCCGUAAGCAUUCACUAGUCGUUUGAAAACUAUACUGAUUGGCAAACAAUUUGCUACACAUGUAUAAACAUAACGUGGUCACACCACGUACUCUUUCUUCUGAAAUCUGUGGUGUUAAACGAAUCUAAAUUCUUACUUUUCUGCUAAACUACAUGAAGUUCUAAUUAAAUGCUGCGAUUUUUACAUGUUACAAUUAUACCUUUCAAUAGUUCAUGCAUAAAAACAAUUUUACAACAGUUUUCUGAUUAUAAAAAAAAUGCAAAAGUAGUCAAACCAGUAACAAUCAUGCUGCAUAUACGACUACGGAUAGUUAACUUACGCCUCAGACUGGCACCCACUUUCUUGCACUUUUUAUACCGAUAAAUAUUCAAAGAAAACGGCACUAUUGUUGAAGAAUUUCUCGACCUUGGAGAAGGUGCAGGUUAAUGAACUACAAUUGAAAUGCAAGUCGAAUUCUUUUUUCUUAGCGAUGAAUCAUGCAACAGGCAGAUUUAAGCAAAGGAAAUAGUUGUUGAAUUUAUUUUUGCGAUUCACCGGUUUUAAAAGCAAUGAAGACGCUAAAGCGCUUCUGACUGUAGAGUAUAGGAAUCGAAAGGAUAGGGAAGGAAUAAAAAUUAUCUUAAUGAAAAUUUUAAAAACUUGGAUACAUAUUUUGCUCAAUCAAUAAAAUAGCCGGAUAAACUUCAAAUGUGUAAAAAAUUUGUGAAAUAGCACAUUUGCAAAGUUUAGCUUCACUUUACUUGGUUAACAAUUUUUAAUUUAUCACACUGAAUUGCUUUAAUUAGAAACCAUACAUUACUAUUUAGGAUGUAAUUUUCGACACUACAUUUGAAUACUAAGAGUAAUUUUUUUACAAUAAAUAUUACCUUAAUAGAACCCCCAUAACCUUUACCAGCAUUGCAUUUUCAAAUCAUAAUAUCAAUAAGACUCCGUAAUUUAAUUUUUGAAGAUUAUUCACGGGGUUUGAUUAUUGCCAUUUUUAUAAACAACAAAUCCUAUCCUUCUUCAAUUGUACGAUACAUAUGUUAAUUUUUUAGUAAAACUUCGCGAUAUUGUUUUAUAGCAUCCAUCUUUGUCCCUUUCUCUUCUAGACUAGAGAACAUACCGUUGAUUUGGAAGAUCACGUUAUUCCAAAGCGUUUUAUUAUUUCAAGUUUUGUGACAUGCGCUAAUGAUUUUUUUGAAUUAAUUAACUUGUAUUGUGUUGCAUUUUAUCUCAUUAAAAAAACUUCCUAGGACAGUUAUCAAUUAUAUAUAAUCAACGGUAUAUUUGAUUUAAUACGUAGUUGAAAAUUUCUUUUGUGAAAGAAAAAGGUAAAGAUAAGUCAUGAAAUUGAAUUGGCAGCGUUGGUUUUAACGAUGAGUGUACUUGCUUGUUUCAAGUGAAAUUUCCAAUUAUUUUAUUUUCUGUUAUAAAAUAAGAAGGAUGUCUAAAAAAUUACGGUUUUGUAAAAAAAAAAAGGACAUAAAACAUUUCCCAAACUAAAAGUUAGUUUUACAUGAAAGGAUUUCCUAAACUAUUUUUCUACAGGUAGUUUCCACUGUUGUUUAUACAUUUGUCGUGGCAGAAAGAAGACGUUUUUAUGCUUUUUUCUCUAAAAGAUGCCAUCAAUGAAGCAGUCGCUGUUGAACGCCAAUUUUUCCGUCAUCAAUGCAGUCAAAGCACCUUCCUCCAAAAUCACGUUUCUAGUUCAACACCAAGUGGUAUUCCGAAUAUGCAAUUCUGCUUUUGUCCCUCAAAACCUUAUUUAAAAAUUCGGUGGGAGCAGGUAGAUCACUCGCCCUACAACUCCGAUCUUUCACCUUCUGAUUUUCACUUGUUCUUGAGCUUAGAAUGGGACUUAAGAAGCAGUUGCUUUGAAAGCGAUAACGACGCAUAAAAAAUGUUCAACAGCGGCUGCCUUCACUGGCGGCAACUUUCUACAAAGAGGGAAUAGAUAAGUUGGAUUCCUGCUACAAGUAAUGUCUGAAAAAUGGUGGAAACUGCGUUUUUAAGAUAAGCUGCAGUUGAAAGAAAACACAAGGAAAUUCUUACGAGUUCAAAAUGUAAGGUAUAAAUCAAACUUAUGAGCUUAAAAAUUGUGAUUUUAGUGGUUUGAAAUGACACACUCUUUUAAUUAAUUUUUUGAGAAACCAUGUAUGUUUAGUUCUCGACACUUUAUUAUUACUAAUGACUUUUGUAUAUCAUCCCAAAAGUAUUAAUUUAGUCUAAUAAAACUUGGAAAACUGAAAUGAUCGCUUAAGACGCUUGGAUGAUAAGAAAUGCUUUAAAGGUUUUUUUUUUACUAGUAGUUAACUUUCGUGUAAUGUUAUUUUUAAAAAUCCUAGGUUGACGUAAACAUACCCAACAUUUCUUGCACACAUUUUUUUGUAUGAUCAUGGAACCUGUUCAUAUCAUUGAUGUUGCACUUUCAGAUAUUACUUAGCUUACACAAUUCAUAACCACAACAUUUGUAAGACACGGAGAGAAAAUAAAUCGUUAAACGCGAUAGUUGAUCUGCCUUCAGGUUUAUUGUGCUCUUGUUCAAAAUCGUUGGCUGUCACGCGAGUAACUCUUGUGAUAAAGCAGAAAAUUUUUCAAUUAGAUUUUUUUCUCUUUGCCUCAAAUUUGAUAAUAGCUGGAUCUCUCUGUAAGUCGCGAGUUACUUUUUGCUGGGAUAACUUGAAGUUGUGACUAUGAAGUUAAGUUAUUGAUAUAAGUAAAUCAAAUGAGCUAAUAACUAUCCAUUGCGAAAAUAUCUAAUUUUGUCAAAUAACAACACUUAUACUUUCCUUUUCUCAAUCGUUUUAUGCAUCACUUCGAAGCAUGGAACAUAAAAAGAAACAAUAUGGGUGUGAACAUUGGCCUUCAAUUCCAUGUAAUGAUUUUUACACAAAAUAACUGAAGUCGACAUAUUUAGUACUGCAUAGUUUGAAAUAGUUUCUAUAAGCAUUAAUCUUCUUGUGAACGUUCAUAAAUUUCGAAAAGAUAUUGAAAAUUUUCUCAGAGUAGUUUGUAUUGCUCAAUUAAAGUUCCUUUAGGUGGUUAGAAAAUUUAUAACAUGACUUAAUUUAAUUAUCUAGUACCCGAAAGUUUCAAAAAAUUUCAUAACUAGCUUAAAUUAUUUCGCUCUACUAAGAAGAUAUUUAAACCCAAACAUGGUUUUUAUAAAUAGAAAAACAUUGAGAAAUACAAUUUGAAUAUAAAUAUACUAAGGGUGGUUUCCUAAAUCAAAGUAUUAUGUUACACUUAUACACAAAUUUUCAAAUGAAUACCAUCUUACUUCCAAGUAACGUUAUAAAAUCAAUACUGAUAGUGAAACUCAGAGUGCAGAAAACUAAGUAUCAUUGCAUAAUGCGUAAUGCAUUUAAUAGAAUACAUCAAUUUAUCAGUAACUUGCAUCUGUAUUGGACAAGCAAUAUUCGUGAAUUUUGUUUCAAAUACAUAUUACUAUUACCAGCUGACUGAAUGACAUUUUUGCGAGAAAUAUAUAAUAACUUUAAGAUUAGUUUUGACUUCUAUUAAAUCAAAAAACAAUACAUACAAAAUGCUAAAAAUGUUUAAAAAUUGUGAAAUUUUUAUAAUAGCAAACGAUGGUUAUUUUAAUUUAUAUAACAUUCAUGCAUUCUUGUAUUGCAUACUCUGCAUAAAACAUGUAUCUCCAAAAAAAAAAAAAAUAUUUUCAUCGUAUUACCUUAAAAUAAUCAGUAAAUAAAUCCCUCUAAUUUCCCAAGAUACUAAAGGUUUUAGUGAAGUAAAUAUGAAAACUGAUAUUUUAUUGCAAUUCGCCCUGUCUUUUAAAUUUUCAACUCUGCUAGUUUCAUACAUGACUUUUUUUGUCCAGAAUAUACAUGUUUAACUAGUUGCAAAAAUAUUUUUACAGAAAGAGAUGAAAUUUUUUUGAAUCUAGAUUUAAUGCAUCUGAAGCAAAGAUAUCACGUACAACAAACAUAUUUUCAGCUAGUACGCUUAAAGUCCAACAUAGAAAUAUUAGAAUUAGCUACUAAUAUGAAAAAAAAAAAAAAUACUAAAUUUUAAUGUUGUUUCCUAAUGGGACAUGGAGUACUUUAUAUGUUCAUAAUGUUAUACUGACAACUUUUAACUGAUUUUGCAUUCGUAAAUUGGUGAUUACUUAAUGCAAAUUAAGUAUUGCAGAUUUUUAAGAGUCAAAAGUAAUACCAGCUUUCAUUGUUAUUCAGUCAUAAUUUAAAUUCCUCCGUGUAAGUUUUGUUUGAAAUUAGUGAAGUUUUGGUAUCUUUUUUUCAAGUAUUCUUAAAAUUAUAGCAGCGUAGUAAUUUUUAAAAUUAUGUAUGACUAUUUAUACCAACAUAAUACUAGUAUUUAUCUAUAGAAGACUAAUAUUUAUCUGAUAAGAAAAAAAUUAAAAUUCAUGACAUAACCUUUAAAAAUAUUAAAAAAGUUUGAAAAAAAAAUCUUUUUGUCUUGUUUUUUAACACGAGACGUUGUAUUGGAGCGUCUGAGAAGUUUGAGAUCAAAUUGAAAAAUAUUUAUAUAAAUUAUUUUUUUCACUUGAUGUAAAAAGUAAUAGAAAGAGAGCUUUUGUAAUGGAAAAUGGAUACGAGAUAGAAGUGUGCUAUUUCUGACGUAAUACUCGCAUGUAACUGAGUGUAUAUGUUUGA
Uloborus diversus is the source of this 5944-nucleotide messenger RNA. RefSeq lists its product as uncharacterized. NCBI's taxonomy places the organism in Eukaryota, Metazoa, Arthropoda, Arachnida, Araneae, Uloboridae. The transcript is spliced from 9 exons. The record is from RefSeq and is a predicted model, not a curated record. The coding region runs from base 154 to 1248 and encodes 364 amino acids.